UUUAUUUUAUUUUUUUGCCAUGCUGCUCACGCUCAAUUAAAGGGCCAGUACGCCGUUGAAAGAUUUAAAUGAAGAUGAGAUGACAAAUAUAUAUAUAUAAUGUAUAUAUUGCACAGAAAAAUAUAUUUCUAGAGUAGUGAAUUUCAUAUCCAGUUAAUGUUAAUAUAUAAAAAAGUUGAUAUUAUAUAUUACCAGUUUGAUGUCAGUGAUGAAGUAGAAAUGCUUUUGUUUGUGGUGAGUGAAUGUGAGACUAACAGGAGGUUUUUUAAAAUUCAGUCAAUGUUAAUAGGAAUUAAUAACAUUCAAUAAGUGAAGAAAUCUUACUUUAAUCUUCAGAAUUGAGUUCAUGUGUUAAUGUUAAUUAGAAUAAUGUGUGAAAACACAUUUUUAUGAGACCAGUUACUGUCAAACAACUUGUUGAAAUGGAGAGAAUAAAGUUUUUAUUUGCAUUUCUUUCAGAAUUCUAAAAGGCAGAACUGUCUGUAUCGGUUAUCGGCCGAUAUCACUCUGAAUAAUCAGUUAUCGGUAUCGGCUGAGAAAUUUACAUACACUACAUCAGAUCUGCUCAUGAAUCAGACCUGUCCCAGUUUAAACUCUGUUCAAAUGUGCCUAGAAGUGAGCACAGAGAGCAACACAGAGAGUAACUUAGUGAUGUGUGCAUCCACCUGUGAGAAGAAUGAGCAGAAAGUCCUGAGUGUCCCUGAGCAACAGGCUCAUUAAUGCAAACACUGGGUUACUAUGGAGCCUAAGAGGGGCACAAUGAGUUUGUAUGGACUUCACACUAUAAUCACUGAUCAGCGCCACAGCAAACAUGGACGAGUCUCCAGUUGAGGAGAAAAGAUUCGAGUUUAUAGAGGAGUAUGUACUAAAAACACUGCGAUUAAAAAAGGACCGCUGGCAAAAAUGCGUGAGCGUGGAGGAGCAGAAACAAGUAAUCCAGGACUUUUUGGAUAAACCCGACCACACGACGCUUGUUGUGUACCUGAAUGCCGCCGGACAACUUGUACCUACUAAUGGAUUUGCAGCGAUUUCGAAGAAUAAAGCUGUUUAUUUUAUUAAACAAAGCCAAACUGCUCUGUCGUUUGACACCAUAAAGGCGGACUUGAUGUACGGAGACAUGUCCUACUCGCCCCUGGAGCAGUUCUCAGCCUUCGUCGAAGAGGUUGUGGCUCCAGUGUUGCUCAACAACGAUAACCACUACCAAUGGCCUCACGUCAUGUCUCAGGACCUAAUGCGACACGUCCAUGCCCUGAAAUCCAGUGUGUUUAUGAUGUCUGGACAAGUCAAAGGCAAAACUCUCCUUCCUCUUCCUGCAGGAUCAGAGAGAAUUGAACAAGCAGCUUUUGAAAGAGAAAUGAGGGGAGAUCUGGUGGAUAAGAGUAUCAUCCACUCCAUUGAAUCCAUGGUGAUUGAGUGGAGUCAUCAGAUUCAUGAGGUUCUCAAGAGAGACUCGUCUGAGCCUUUGCUGGAGGGCGAAAACCCCACGCCACAUGUAGAGCUCAACUUUUGGAGGAAUAGGUAUGCUGACCUUGAGUGUAUACACAACCAAUUUAAGUCACCCAAAGUGACCAAAAUGGCUGAACUCUUGGACGCAAUGGAGAGUAGUUACUAUCCUGCUUUUAUAAACAUGCUACAGCUUGUAAAUGGAGCUUUGGAGGAAGCGAGGGACAUCAAUAUCUUCCUGAAGCCUUUAGAGCGUCUUACAGAAGAUUUGGAGAACACAGAUUUCACCGACGUGAAAGCCAGACUUGCGCCCCUCAUGCACACGGUGUGUCUAGUGUGGGCCAGCUCCAAGUACUAUAACACUCCAGCCAGAGUAAUUGUGCUUUUACAAGAGUUCUGCAACCUGCUCAUUCAAAAGGCUCGGAGCCAUCUCAAUCCAGAGGACAUCCUGAAAGGUGAUGUGGUGGAAAGUCUUUCAUGCAUGGAAAGUACUCUGGAUGUACUUACACACUUCAAGGAAAUCUUCAAUGAGAAACGAAACAGCUUGACUCAGUACCAGAGAAACGGGAUGGAAGUAAAGCCUUGGGACUUCUCGCCUUCCAUGGUGUUUUCUGGACUGGAUCGUUUCACAGAGCGUCUAAAGGCAAUCGAGACUUUACUGCUGACUGUGGUCGAUAUGAUGAAACUGGAGAAGGUGGAAUUCGGAGGCGUUCGUGGACGAGCUCUUAGUCAGCAGGUUGCGUGGCUACAUGAGGAGUUCCUGGAGAGAUACAAACUGUUCACAGAGAAGUCUUCUGACUGCCUUGAUGUUUGCAAUGCGGAGUUUGAGGCAGAUUUAGCCGAAUUUGAAUGUAAAGUGAAAGACACAGAUCGACGCCUCGGUGCAAUUUUCUGCCAGGCGUUUGAUGAUGCUUCAGGGCUCGAGCAUGCCUUCAAGGUUUUGGACAUGUUUGGCAGUCUGCUCGAACGCCCUCUAAUAGCAGCUGAUGCUCAGAAGAGAUACCCGGUGCUAGUGAAAAUGUUUGACAAGGAGCUCGACUGCUGCAAGGCACUCUACAAAAAACACACACAGACCGAGGAGCAGCUGGGUUACCCGCCGGUCAGUAGGAACAUGCCAGUGGUAGCAGGUGGAUUGAAAUGGGCACAGCAAUUACAAGAGCGCAUCCAGAUCCCGUACAACAACUUCCAGUACAUCAUGCACCCGUGCAUGGAAUCAGCCGAUGGAGAAAAAGUCAUGCAGAAAUAUGAGGAAAUGAUGCUGCUGCUUAAACGGUAUUCCACUAAGCUUUAUAACAGAUGGACUGAAUCAGUGGGUGAAAAAUCCCAGUAUAAUCUCAACCAGCCCCUGAUAUCCAGAGACCCAGUGUCUAAACUUAUCAGUGUCAACUUCAACCCACAGUUGGUGUCAGUACUACGAGAGGUAAAGUACCUGGAGGCCAGGCAAGACGAGGAUAUUCCAGAUCUCGCUGCUGAUAUUUACUCCAACAAAGAGCUGCUCUGGCAGUACAUAGCUAACCUGGAUCUCAUGACUGGCUGGUACAACAAAGUGAUGGGGACGGUGCUGGAGGUGGAGUUCCCUCUGAUCCAGAACCAGCUGAAAGACAUUGACAUCAAACUGAAGGAUGCUGAAGACACCAUCAACUGGACAAGCAAAGGAAUCUGGGAGUACAUCCAAGAUGUGCGUGAGGCAGUACACGAUCUUGAAAAGCGACUUCAGAGGACAAAAGACAAUGUGGAAAAGAUCCAGAGCAUUAUGAAGAAUUGGACGCAUCCCAUAUUUGAGAGGAAGGAUGGAAAGAAAGACAGUCUGCUCAACUUGGAGGACAAGCAAGAGCGUUUGGAGAAAACCUAUGGCCAGAUCCGUACCUCUGGCACCAUGCUCCAUUUCUUACUGAAUGAUAACUUGAAACUGUUCCAAGUGGAUCCCUCAUCAGCUGAAUGGAGGUCCUAUGUGGAGUACAUUGAUGAAAUGGUUAUAGAUGGAUUCUUCAACAGCAUUGAAAGCUCCCUCAAAUUCUUUUUGGACAAUACUGACGAGACACCUGGAUUGGCUCCACUUUUUGAAGUCCAUCUAAAUCUAGAGGUUCCUGACAUAGUUUUCCAUCCACCCCUUGAGUUUGGGGCUGCUGAUGGCUUCUAUGAUCUAGUGGAGGGUCUCAUCAAUGAUGUCUACAGGAUCUCCUCUCUAGUCCCACGACUGGCUGAGUAUAACAGCUUUCCACAUUACCAGGCUGAAAUGGAGGAAAUGGCAGAUCUUGCAGACAUGCGUCAGCUUCUAAUGGACCGAGUGCAGAGGGUCAUGGUGAAAUGUUGUGAGCACCGUAAUGCGUUCGAACGUUACGGCUACCUCUACGUUGACGACCGGAAGGAGUUUAUGAGGCAGUUCUUGCUCUAUGGCCACAUCCUCACAAACGAGGAGAUCGAGGCGCACGCAGUGGACGGAGUCCCUGAAAACCCCCCGACCCUGGAGCGCUUCCGUGAGCAAGUGGACUCUUACGAGAGUGUGUACGAAGAAGUGCAGAAGCUAGAGCCUGUCUGCGUGUUCGAAGGCUGGAUGAGAGUGGACGCACGGGCCUUCAAAAGCGCUCUGCUCAAUAUUAUCAAAAAGUGGAGCCUUAUGUUCAAACAGCAUCUUAUCGACCAUGUGACACACAGUUUGUCAGAUCUAGAAGAGUUUAUUAAGGUAACCGAGACUGGCCUUAGCAGGAAGGUGGGAGAGGGAGACUAUGCUGCGCUGGUGGAGAUUAUGGGUCACUUAAUGGCAGUGAAAGAGCGACAGAGUGCCACGGAUGAAAUGUUUGAGCCUCUGCGGCACACCAUUGAUCUCCUGAAGACAUAUGAGCAGGAACUUUCUGAAGUGGUGUAUAAACAGCUAGAGGAGCUGCCAGAGAAGUGGACAGCCAUGAAGAAGCAAGCUGUAGUGAUGAAGCAACAUGUGGCGCCACUGCAGGCCAAUGAGGUGGCUAACCUGCGCCGAAGGUGCGCCGGAUUCGACGUACAGCAGCACGUUUUCAGGGAGCAGUUCCGCACCAAAGGACCUUUUAGGUUUGACAGCGCAAACCCUUACCACAUGCUAAACAUAGCACACAAACAGAUUGAGGAGAAAGAAUCAGUUAUGACUGCACUCACUGAGUCAGCCAGCCUGUUUGAAGUCAACGUCCCUGACUACAAGCAACUCAAGCUGUGUCGUAAAGAGGUGUCCAUCCUUAAAGAGCUGUGGGAUAUGAUAAUGGCGAUGAGGUUCAGUCUUGACUCCUGGCGCACCACACCAUGGAGGGACAUCAACGUGGAUGACAUGGAGAUGGAGUGCAAGCGCGUCUCCAAGGAACUGCGGGCUCUGGACAAAGAGGCACGAGCAUGGGAUGCUUUCAGUGGUCUGGAGGGCAUUGUGAGAAACACAUUGACAUCACUGCGUGCCGUAGCCGAGCUACAGAACCCAGCCAUCCGACCCAGGCACUGGCAACAGCUGAUGAUGGCCACGGGAGUCCGAUUCACCAUGGACCGAGACACCACGCUGGCCGAUCUGCUGGACCUAAAUUUGCACUGCUUUGAGGAUGAGGUGAGGGCCAUCGUGGACCGGGCUGUGAAGGAAAUGGGCAUGGAGAAGGUCCUGAGUGAGCUGGAUGCCACUUGGACGGCAAUGGAGUUUGGCUACGAGUCACACCCUCGCACCAGUGUCCAACUGCUCAAGGCGGACGAGGAGCUGGUUGAGACACUGGAAGACAACCAGGUACAGCUGCAGAACCUCAUGUCUUCCAAGUACAUCGCCUUCUUUCUGGACGAAGUGUCGUCUUGGCAGCGCCGGCUCUCAGCGGCUGACUCGGUGAUCUCCAUCUGGUUUGAAGUUCAGAGGACUUGGUCCCACUUGGAGAGCAUUUUCAUUGGCUCAGAGGACAUCCGCUCACAGUUACCUGAGGAUUCCAAGCGCUUUGAAGGCAUUGACACAGAUUUCAAAGAGCUGGCUUAUGAUGCUCAUAAAACGCCCAACGUUGUGGAGGCCACCAAUAAACCCGGGCUUUACAACAGACUGGAGGACAUUCAGAGCAGGCUGGCUCUCUGUGAGAAAGCUCUGGCUGAAUAUCUGGAUACAAAGCGGCUGGCUUUCCCCAGGUUCUACUUCAUCUCGUCUGCCGAUCUGCUGGAUAUUCUGUCCAAUGGCACCAACCCUCAGCAGGUUCAAAGGCAUCUGUCUAAGCUGUUUGACAAUAUGGCGAAGAUGGAGUUUGAAAACGAUGGCGAGGGCAACCCCAGUAAAUCGGGGCUGGGCAUGUACAGCAAAGAGGACGAGUAUGUUCCUUUCAAUGAGCCCUGCGACUGCACUGGCCAGGUUGAGUUAUGGCUGAAUAGAGUUCUGGAUACGAUGCGUACUACUGUGCGCCACGAGAUGACAGAGGCUGUUGUAGCAUACGAGGAGAAACCGAGAGAACAGUGGCUGUUUGACUAUCCUGCUCAGGUUGCACUCACCUGUACUCAGAUCUGGUGGACCACUGACGUCGGCAUGGCCUUCGCCAGGCUCGAGGAGGGUUAUGAGAACGCUAUGAAGGACUAUUAUAAGAAACAAGUGAGCCAGCUGAAUACGCUCAUCACCAUGCUGAUUGGACAGCUCAGCCCUGGAGACAGACAGAAGGUCAUGACCAUCUGCACUAUAGAUGUCCACGCCAGAGACGUAGUGGCAAAGAUCAUCGCCCAGAAGGUGGAGAACUCGCAGGCGUUCGUAUGGCUGUCCCAACUGCGCCACCGUUGGGACGAGGGGGAGAGGCAUUGCUUCGCCAACAUCUGUGAUGCCCAGUUUCUCUACUCCUACGAGUACCUGGGCAACACGCCACGUCUCGUCAUCACGCCGCUCACAGACAGAUGCUACAUCACACUGACCCAGUCCCUCCAUCUGACCAUGAGCGGAGCCCCAGCUGGUCCGGCAGGCACGGGGAAAACCGAGACCACCAAGGACCUGGGCCGAGCGCUCGGCAUCAUGGUGUACGUCUUCAACUGCUCCGAGCAGAUGGACUACAAGUCCUGUGGCAACAUCUACAAAGGCCUGGCGCAGACAGGCGCCUGGGGCUGCUUCGAUGAGUUUAACAGGAUCUCAGUGGAGGUGCUGUCUGUGGUCGCGGUGCAGGUAAAAAGUAUCCAGGAUGCCAUUCGGGAUAAGAAGAAACGUUUUAACUUCAUGGGUGAGGAAGUGAACCUGGUUCCUUCUGUGGGUAUCUUUAUCACGAUGAAUCCAGGCUACGCCGGCAGGACGGAGCUGCCUGAGAAUCUGAAAGCUCUCUUUCGGCCCUGUGCCAUGGUAGUGCCGGACUUUGAACUCAUCUGUGAGAUCAUGUUGGUAGCAGAAGGCUUUAUCGAGGCCAGACUGUUGGCCAGGAAGUUCAUCACACUCUACCAGCUCUGCAAGGAGCUUCUGUCCAAACAGGAUCACUACGACUGGGGAUUGCGAGCCAUCAAGUCUGUGCUGGUGGUGGCCGGGUCUCUGAAGAGAGGCGAUCCAGAACGGCCCGAGGAUCAAGUGCUCAUGAGGGCGCUGAGAGAUUUUAACGUGCCCAAGAUAGUGACUGAUGACAUGCCCGUCUUCAUGGGUCUCAUUGGAGACCUGUUCCCUGCUCUGGAUGUCCCCCGUAAGAGGGACCUGGACUUUGAGAAGUUCGUCAAACAGUCUGUACUGGACCUCAAACUGCAGGCCGAAGACAACUUUGUGCUUAAGGUGGUUCAGCUAGAGGAGCUGUUGGCUGUUCGACACUCCGUGUUUGUGGUUGGCAACGCCGGCACGGGCAAAUCACAAGUACUCAAGUCUCUCCACAAAACCUACCAGAACAUGAAGCGCAGGCCCGUAUGGGCCGACCUUAACCCCAAAGCUGUCACCAAUGAUGAGCUUUUCGGCAUCAUAAACCCAGCCACAAGAGAGUGGAAAGACGGGCUGUUUUCUAAUAUCAUGCGCGAGUUGGCCAACAUCAGCCACGCCGGGCCCAAGUGGAUUGUGCUGGACGGAGAUAUCGAUCCAAUGUGGAUUGAGUCUUUGAACACAGUAAUGGACGAUAACAAGGUGCUGACUCUGGCCAGUAAUGAGCGGAUUCCUCUGAACCCCACGAUGAGGCUGGUGUUCGAGAUUAGCCACCUCCGCACUGCUACCCCUGCUACAGUCUCCAGAGCAGGUAUAUUGUACAUCAACCAAGCGGAUUUAGGAUGGAAUCCACCAGUGACCAGUUGGAUUGACAGGAGAGAAAUUCAGUCUGAGAAAGCCAAUCUGACCAUUUUGUUUGACAAGUACCUCCCACCAUGCCUCGAUACUCUCAGAUCAAGAUUUAAAAAAAUCAUCCCGGUUCCGGAGCAGAGUAUGGUCCAGAUGCUGUGCCACCUCUUAGAAUGUCUGCUAACCCCCGAGCACACUCCUCCAGACUGCCAUAAAGAACUCUACGAGCUCUACUUUGUCUUCGCUGCCAUCUGGGCCUUCGGUGGGGCUCUAUUUCAAGAUCAGCUGGUUGAUUACAGAGUGGAGUUCAGUAAGUGGUGGGUUACUGAGUUCAAAACCAUCAAGUUCCCCUCUCAAGGCACCGUGUUUGACUACUACAUCGACCCGGAGACGAAGAAGUUUGAGCCGUGGUCUAAGAUGGUGCCUAAGUUUGAAAUGGAUCCAGAUAUACCUCUACAGGCGUGUCUGGUGCACACCACAGAGACCAUUCGGGUGAGCUACUUUAUGGAUCGUCUUUUGGAAAAGAGAAGGCCUGUCAUGCUCGUAGGAAACGCCGGCACUGGCAAAUCUGUGCUUGUAGGCAGCAAACUUAGUUCCUUAGACCCUGAAAAAUACACCAUCAAAAACGUCCCCUUCAACUACUACACCACGUCAGCCAUGCUGCAAGCCGUCUUGGAAAAACCUUUAGAGAAGAAAGCAGGAAGGAACUACGGCCCUCCAGGAAGCAAGAGACUCGUCUACUUUAUCGACGACAUGAACAUGCCGGAAGUGGACGCCUACGGCACGGUGCAACCUCACACGCUAAUCCGCCAACACAUGGACUACAAUCACUGGUACGAUAGAAGUAAGCUGCAGCUGAAGGAGAUCCACAACGUGCAGUACGUGUCCUGCAUGAACCCCACAGCGGGAAGCUUCACUAUUAAUCCACGUCUUCAGCGCCAUUUCUCUGUGUUCGCGCUCUCGUUCCCUGGAGUGGAGGCUCUCAACACCAUCUACUGCAGCAUUCUGAGCCAGCACCUGAGUGGCGAAGGAUUCAGCAGCGUGCUUCAAAAAAGCUGCGGCCAGCUCGUCCAGCUGGCUCUGGCAUUUCAUCAGCGCGUGAGUGCCACCUUCCUGCCCACCGCCAUCAAAUUCCACUACAUCUUCAACCUGCGUGACCUCUCAAACAUAUUCCAGGGCAUUCUCUUCUGUAAAAGUGAGUGUGUCAAGACACCUCAGGACCUGGUGAAGAUUUACCUCCAUGAGUCCAACCGAGUUUAUCGGGACAAGAUGGUGGAAGACAAGGACUUUACCACUUUUGAUAAGCUGCAGUCUGAAAUAGUGGGAAAGUUUUAUGAGGACAUGGAGGAGGCUCUUGCGGAGGCCAAGGUGAUGAAUAUGUACUGCCAUUUCGCCUCGGGCAUUGGCGAGCCAAAAUACAUGCCAGUGAAUUCCUGGGAAAGCCUGAACAAAACCCUUCUGGAGGCUCUCGACAGCUACAACGAGGUCAACGCUGCACUCAAUCUCGUUCUCUUCGAGGAUGCCAUGUGUCAUAUCUGUCGCAUCAACCGCAUCCUGGAGUCUCCCAGGGGAAACGCCUUGCUGGUCGGGGUGGGCGGGAGUGGCAAGCAGAGCCUGACAAGACUGGCAGCCUUCAUCAGCUCCCUUGAGGUCUUCCAGAUUACUCUGAAGAAAGGAUACAGCAUUACCGAUCUCAAGAGCGAUUUGGCCACACUGUACAUCAAAGCUGGGGUGAAGAAUGUUGGCACGGUGUUCCUCAUGACAGAUGCCCAGGUUGCAGAUGAGAAGUUCCUUGUGUUAGUCAAUGAUCUUUUGGCAUCAGGUGAGAUCCCAGACCUGUUCCCUGAUGACGAGGUGGAGAACAUCAUUAACGGUUUGAGGAAUGAGGUGCGCGGCCUGGGCCUCCUGGACACCAGGGAGAACUGCUGGAAAUUCUUCAUCGACCGCGUCCGCCGGCAGCUCAAGGUGGCCCUGUGCUUCUCCCCAGUGGGUAACAAGUUGAGGGUGCGCAGCAGGAAGUUCCCAGCUGUGGUGAAUUGCACUGCCAUCGACUGGUUCCACGAGUGGCCACAGGAGGCGCUGGAGUCAGUCAGCAUGAGGUUCCUCCAGGAGGUGGAGCACAUUGAGCCACAAGUGAAGGACUCAGUAAGUAAGUUUAUGGCUUAUGUCCACGUCAGCGUCAACAAAAUCUCGAAGGACUACCUGGUCAAUGACAGGCGAUACAACUACACUACACCCAAGUCCUUCCUGGAGCAGAUCAAACUGUACAGGAACCUGCUGGCUCUCAAGAGGAAGGACCUCAGCAUGAAAAUGGAGAGACUAGAAAAUGGCCUGCAGAAGCUCAACAGCACCUCGGCUCAGGUGGAUGACCUGAAGGCCAAGCUGGCCGCUCAGGAGGUGGACCUGAAGCAGAAGAAUGAGGAUGCAGACAAGCUAAUUCAGGUGGUAGGGGUGGAGACAGAGAAGGUGAGUCGGGAAAAGGCUGUGGCUGAUGAGGAGGAGCAAAAGGUGGCCAGCAUCGCUGAAGUUGUGGGCAGAAAGCAGAGGGACUGCGAGACGGAUUUGGCCAAGGCUGAGCCUGCUCUCAUAGCAGCCCAGGAAGCCCUCAACACACUGAACAAGAACAACCUGACAGAGCUGAAGUCCUUCGGCUCUCCCGUGGCUGCCGUCACCAACGUGACUGCUGCCGUCAUGGUCCUGAUGGCUCCUGGGGGCAAAGUUCCGAAAGACCGCAGCUGGAAAGCAGCUAAAGUCAUGAUGGCUAAAGUCGACACCUUCCUGGACUCACUGAUCAACUUCAACAAGGAGAACAUCCAUGAAAACUGCCUGAAAGCCAUCCAGCCCUACCUGCAGGAUCCAGAGUUCAAACCAGAGCUGGUGGCGGCAAAGUCCUAUUCCGCAGCAGGCCUCUGUUCCUGGGUCAUUAACAUUGUAAAGUUCUAUGAGGUUUACUGCGAAGUGGAGCCCAAGAGACAAGCCCUGAACAAGGCUAAUGCAGAGCUAGCUUCUGCUCAGGAGAAACUCUCAGUCAUUAAAGCAAAAAUCAAUCUCCUUAAUGAGAACUUGGCAAAGCUGACAGCAAAAUUUGAGAAAGCCACAGCAGACAAGUUGAAGUGCCAACAAGAGGCCGAAACCACAGCACGCACAAUCUCUCUUGCCAACCGCCUGGUUGGAGGUUUGGCGUCGGAGAACGUGCGCUGGGCCGAGGCGGUGGCGAGCUUCAAGCAUCAGGAGAGGACUCUGUGUGGGGAUGUUCUUCUCAUCACUGCCUUUGUUUCUUAUCUGGGCUACUUCACCAAGCGCUACCGCCUCGAACUAAUGGACAAUACCUGGAGGCCUUAUCUUAGCCAGCUUACAGUGCCUAUCCCAGUCACACCAGGUCUGGACCCUCUCACUAUGCUGAUGGACGAUGCAGAUCUCGCCACCUGGCAGAACGAAGGGCUUCCGGCCGAUCGGAUGUCCACUGAGAAUGCCACCAUCUUAACCAGCUGUGAGCGCUGGCCACUCAUGGUGGACCCCCAACUCCAGGGGAUAAAAUGGAUUAAGAACAAAUAUGGAGAUGACCUUCGGGUCAUUAGGAUUGGACAGAGAGGAUAUCUAGACUCGAUUGAGAGGGCCUUAUCUGCAGGUGAGGUUGUCCUUAUUGAAAACCUGGAGGAGACUGUCGAUCCAGUGCUUGGGCCCCUACUUGGCCGAGAAACGAUAAAGAAAGGACGCUACAUAAAGAUUGGUGACAAGGAGUGCGAGUACAACCCUAGUUUCCGGCUCAUCCUCCACACCAAGCUUGCUAACCCCCACUACCAGCCGGAGUUGCAGGCCCAGUGUACGCUGGUCAACUUCACAGUGACGCGGGACGGCCUGGAAGACCAGCUCCUGGCUGCUGUUGUCAGCAUGGAGAGACCUGACCUGGAGGAGCUCAAGUCGAACCUCACAAAGCAGCAGAACGGCUUCAAGAUCACGUUGAAAACUCUGGAAGACAACCUCCUCUCGCGCCUGUCUUCAGCUUCUGGAAAUUUCCUGGGAGACACAGAACUGGUUGAGAACUUGGAGAUAACCAAACGCACAGCUGCUGAGAUCGAAGAGAAGGUGAAAGAGGCAAAGGUGACAGAAGCUAAAAUCAACGAGGCGAGAGAGCACUACCGUCCGGCGGCUGCCCGCGCCUCUCUCCUCUACUUCAUCAUGAACGACCUGAACAAAAUCCAUCCCAUGUACCAGUUUGCUCUCAAGGCCUUCAGUGUGGUUUUCCAGAAAGCUGUAAUGAAGGCAGCUCCAGACGAGGUGCUGAAGCAAAGGGUUUUAAAUCUGAUCGACAGCAUCACAUUCUCCGUGUUUCAGUACACCACCCGCGGCCUUUUCGAAUGCGACAAACUCACAUACACGGCGCAGCUCGCAUUUCAGAUUUUAGUGAUGAAUAAGGAAAUCAACACUAAUGAGCUGGAUUUUCUGCUGAGGUACCCCGUCCAGCCUGGUGUAACAUCCCCCGUCGACUUCCUGUCUCAUCAUUCAUGGGGAGGAAUCAAGGCACUUUGUACGAUGGAUGAGUUCCGUAACCUAGACCGGGACAUCGAGGGCUCAGCAAAGCGCUGGAAGAAGUUUGUGGAGUCGGAGUGUCCAGAGAAAGAGAAAUUCCCUCAAGAGUGGAAGAAUAAGACCUCGCUGCAGAGGCUGUGCAUGAUGCGAGCGCUACGACCUGACAGAAUGACGUAUGCUGUCAGAGAUUUUGUGGAAGAAAAGCUGGGAAGUAAGUAUGUGAUGAGUCGAACAGUAGAUUUUGCCAUCUCCUUUGAAGAAUCCGGAGCUGCCACGCCCAUAUUCUUCAUCCUCUCUCCUGGAGUCGAUCCCCUAAAGGACGUGGAGAAACAUGGUCGAAAGCUGGGCUACACGUUUGACAAUAAAAACCUCCACAACGUGUCUCUUGGCCAGGGUCAGGAGGUGGUGGCUGAAAAAACUUUGGACCUUGCUGCACAUGAAGGCCACUGGGUAAUAUUACAGAACAUACAUCUGGUGGCCAAGUGGCUGGGCACUCUGGAGAAGAAGCUGGAGCAGCACGGUGACGCCAGCCACCAGGACUUCAGAGUGUUCAUCAGUGCCGAGCCUUCGUCUUCCCCCGAGGGUCACAUCAUCCCACAGGGUAUUCUCGAGAACUCCAUCAAAAUCACCAACGAACCACCGCUGGGCAUGCAUGCCAACCUGCACAAAGCUUUGGAUAACUUCAACCAGGACACGCUGGAGAUGUGCACUCGUGAAAAUGAGUUUAAAAGCAUCCUGUUUGCGCUGUGCUACUUCCACGCCGUGGUGGCUGAGAGGCGAAAGUUUGGACCUCAAGGCUGGAACAGGAGCUAUCCGUUCAACACCGGCGACCUGACCAUCUCCGUCAACGUCCUCUACAACUAUCUGGAGGCCAACAGUAAGGUGCCAUACGACGACCUUCGCUACCUCUUUGGAGAGAUAAUGUACGGUGGCCACAUCACUGACGACUGGGACCGCAGGUUGUGCCGCACCUACCUGGAGGAGUUCAUCAAACCGGAGAUGAUGGAGGGGGAGCUGUACCUGGCCCCAGGCUUCCCACUGCCUGGGCACAUGGAUUACAACGGCUAUCACCAGUACAUCGAUGAAGCACUGCCUGCAGAGUCGCCUUAUCUGUACGGCCUACACCCCAAUGCUGAGAUCGGUUUCUUAACUCAGACGUCAGAGAAGCUCUUCCGCACCGUUCUUGAGAUGCAGCCCAGAGACGGAGGCUCUGGGGAAGGCAGCGGCACCUCACGAGACGAGAAGGUGAAAACUGUCCUGGAUGAGAUCCUCGAGAAGCUUCCAGAAGAGUUUAACAUGACAGAGCUGAUGGGGAAGGUGGAGGAGAGGAGCCCAUAUGUGGUAGUGGCCCUGCAAGAGUGUGAGCGUAUGAACAUCUUGACACAGGAGAUCAAACGCUCACUCAAAGAGCUCAAUCUUGGUCUGAAGGGCGAGCUCACAAUGACCGGUGAAAUGGAGAACCUCCAGAACGCCAUCUACCUGGAGCUGGUUCCUGACUCAUGGAGUAAACGUGCGUACGCGUCCACGUGUGGCCUGACGCUCUGGUUCACCGAUCUGCUGUGCCGAAUCCGUGAGCUGGAGAGCUGGACUUCAGACUUCAGCCUGCCCUCUGCCGUUUGGCUCGCCGGCUUCUUCAACCCUCAGUCCUUCCUUACAGCUAUCAUGCAGUCCACAGCGCGUCGAAACGAGUGGCCGCUUGACAAGAUGAGCCUGCAGUGCGAUGUCACCAAGAAGAACCGCGAAGAGUUCAGCUCUCCGCCACGUGAGGGAGCGUAUGUACAUGGCCUCUUCAUGGAGGGAGCACGAUGGGAUACACAGGCUGGUGUGAUCGUCGACGCCCGUCUGAAAGAACUCACCCCCGCCAUGCCAGUCAUCUUCAUCAAGGCUGUACCCGUAGACAAGCAAGAGACGCGCAACGUCUACCAGUGUCCUGUCUACAAGACCAAACAGAGAGGACCUAGCUACGUGUGGACAUUUAACCUGAAAACCAAAGAGAAUCCGUCCAAAUGGACCCUGGCAGGAGUGGCAUUGCUUCUGCAGAUAUAGAGCGUAACCACGUAUGUAUAUAGAUAAUCUUAGCAAAAC
Ictalurus furcatus (blue catfish) is the source of this 14245-nucleotide messenger RNA. RefSeq names its product dynein, axonemal, heavy chain 9 (gene dnah9). The coding region runs from base 812 to 14206 and encodes 4464 amino acids. Gene Ontology annotation, molecular function: dynein intermediate chain binding; minus-end-directed microtubule motor activity; ATP binding. The record is from RefSeq and is a predicted model, not a curated record. The transcript has 69 exons. Gene Ontology annotation, cellular component: dynein complex. NCBI's taxonomy places the organism in Eukaryota, Metazoa, Chordata, Actinopteri, Siluriformes, Ictaluridae. Gene Ontology annotation, biological process: microtubule-based movement.